Messenger RNA from Pleurotus ostreatus (oyster mushroom), 861 nucleotides. It is a transcript of the gene USB1, whose product is annotated as poly(U)-specific 3'-to-5' RNA exonuclease. Gene Ontology annotation, biological process: U6 snRNA 3'-end processing. Gene Ontology annotation, cellular component: nucleus. NCBI's taxonomy places the organism in Eukaryota, Fungi, Basidiomycota, Agaricomycetes, Agaricales, Pleurotaceae. Gene Ontology annotation, molecular function: 3'-5'-RNA exonuclease activity. The transcript has 4 exons. The record is from RefSeq and is a predicted model, not a curated record. Bases 1 to 861 code for a protein of 286 amino acids.
AUGAAACGGGGCAAAUCUAGUCUAGUAACAUACUCAAGCUCCGACGAUGAACCUCCUCCCGUCCCAAAGAAAAGGAAGCUCCCUGGCCUAGCCUCGUCUUUAGUACCUAGCGUACCUGUAGACAAUCCAGCAUUGCACCAAGGGCGUAUCAGGACGCAGCCACACGUUGACGGGCAGUUUGCUGCCUUUGUCUACGUUUCGGUUGGUUUGGACAAAGAGUCGCCUUUGAGGAAGUUAUUAUCAGACGCGUUUCGAACUGCAAAGGCCACGGUAGAGUGCCUACAAGAACUAAAAGGCGUACCUUUGAAGGAAGACGACAAGUCCAGCGACGGAGCAGAACCUGCUUUGCAUAUUUCUUUGUCGCGGCCAGUUUACCUACGCGCGUACCAACGCGACGAAUUCAAAAGUGCUGUUAAGCAGCUGGCCAGCCAGUAUUCACCGUUUGAUGCAUCGUUCGCAACAUUUUCCGAAUUGUCGAACGACGAAAAGACGAGAACAUUCCUCGCCGUGGAAAUAGGUGGGGGUCAUAAUGAAUUGAAAGGGCUCAGCGAAGGCUUGACCCCGAUUCUUAAACCGCUACGGCAGAAAGCGUAUUACUCAGAACCGCGGUUCCAUGCUUCCUUUGCCUGGGCGCUACUCCAGCCAACGCAGCAGGACGGAUCUCCAAGUAAUGCUGUCGAUACCGCCCUUCCCAGCGCUGAAUUCCGCGCCAUAUCUCAGUUCCCAACGGACUUGGUUCCAGAACUCAACCGAACAUACAAAUCCAGACUCUCCUCCGCUAGCGUCAGUACUUUCACCGUGGAGAAUAUCCACGUCAAAAUUGGUAAAGAAGAAAGUAAAUGGCGGCUCCGCCAAAUAUAA